AUGUCAGUGCGUGUCAAAAAAUCUUGAUACGAUCGGAGACGGUUGCAGCGAUCGCAUUUCAAUAUGGCGAACCUCGACAAAGGACGCAGAAAGUGGGGAGGAUUUGCACAAGAACCAAUGAGUUCUAAUUCGGACAAAGACAGAAUGGGAGGAGUACGAGGCGGAGGAAGCAGAGCAUCUCAGGCCUUAUAUAGACCAGGAAGUGGUCCUUUACGCAAAUCGGGCAGAUCUGGCAAUGCAGCUGAGGAAUAUGACAACGAAAAUGGCUCGCAAGAAAAAUCAAGAACAACCUCCGUCCAGUAUCGUUUGAGGCAGUCACAAUCUGGUAGAUCUAAUCAAGCACAGGACAGUCCACCUUUGUCACAAAUCGACAAUGUAACCGAAAAAUUGAAUAACACUCAUAUUGACUAUAGAAACAGUAACAAUAGUGAAUCUGCAGCUAGUGGUGGCUACAAUAAUAAUGGUGGAACAGGAGGGAAUGAUUCAAAGAAGAAAACUAGGAAACCUGAGCAACUGCUGUAUGUACCGAAGAAGGUAAAGGAAGCAUUGGCUGAGCAGGAUGGAAACAAUAGAUCACCAAGUCGUAGUACAUGGGAGCGGGAAAGAGAAGAUAGCAAUGACCGUGACUCUCAUACUCCCCGCAAUCACAAAAGUAAUCGCUCGAGUGUCUACAGUGCACGAGAUAAUGACGAAAGCAGAAGCAGAGAUGACAGCAAUAAACGGUAUUCGGGUAACCGUCGACAUCGUAAUGCUAUUGAGAACGAGGAACGUUGGCGAUCCGAUUCGCCGAUAUCGAUGAGAAAUAGUGUGAAUCGGAAGGACAAUUUACGCGAAGUCAGACAGGGCUCGGAACCUCUCUCUGUGACAAACCAGAAUGAUUUUAAUCGUAUGAGAGAUACGCGCAGUGUGGAACCUGCCGGACAUUCGGACAAAUUUCAAGGCAAGCCACCCUCGGGCAGACGCAGCAGCGGGAAAGAUACUUUGUCAAAAAACAUAAAAUUAGAACUUUUGCCACCACGAUUACAAAAGAAAUAUCUCUUGGAUAAUGGAUAUACGGUGCCCAGCAACAAUCCGGGUACCUCCACGGAAAACUGGAAUGGUGGCAAUGGUAUAUUGCAGGGUUCGGCUAAUUAUAAUCUCCCACCGACAAUGCAACAUUCGCAAACCAUGCAAAAUUUACCACCAUCCGGUCCGUUACCACCGCAAUCUAUUUGGGCAAACACUGUGCCAACGAGAAGCGGAAGAGGAAGAGGUAGACUUAGAUCAGAAGAAUUGGAUAAUAUAGCGAGCGCUGUUUUCAGGCCUGUUUCUCCUGAACAGUAUUCGGCGCCGAGUUCUAGAUCUCAUACACCUAGCCAGGAAUAUAUGAACCGAUCUUAUGAUCGUCGUGGUAGUAACAGCACUAUGUACACCAGCAUAGAAAGCUUAAGUCGCGCUGAUAGUACGAUGAUGCCACCGCCGUUAUCCGCAUCGCCCGCAACUUCACAAUCAAACUCAAACAAAGGCCACAGAUCACCCGAGAAUCAUCGUAGAGGCGCAAUAUCACCGAUCAACAGUCGUAGUAACAACACGCAAAGAACCGUAUGUAACAUGUACGAUCAUAAUUCGAGUCCAGAUAAGCAGAGCAAUCAACAAAACACAAAACAUAGCUCUGUGAAAAGUGAUUCAUUUAACCCAUCGUCUAAUACUAAUACAUCUGAAAUACUUGACUGGAGCGAGGAAGUAGAACUUAAUGAAAAGUUAGAACAAGAACAUCUGAGUCGUAGUUCGUCCGUGUUAAGUAUACGUGAGAACGCAAACGUACCACGAAGUCAAGCUGUGGGCGAAAGUCACAAGCGACGUAAAAAAAAAAAACGUGACAAACAUCGCGAUUCUGAUCGUGGCAGCAGCAGAGACAAGGGACGAGGCAACAGCCGUGAACGUCAAAAGAAUCAACAAAAUAGAGAGAACGACAAUUGUAAUAACAAUCAAAAGAAUAACAAUAAUAACACUAACAGCAGGCGAUACGAUCAUAGAAGNCGUAGCAUUGUUCAACGUAGCCGAGAAUCGAGUAAAGACAGAAGUUACGGCAGCAACUACAGAAGCUUUGACGAUCCUCACAGACGCAGAACUGAUAAGUAUUUACAUGAAGACUGGAGAACAGGCAGAAAAAUAUCAACGUGUGAUUCCGAUGACGGGAGACAGACUCCUAAAGUUUCCUCUCAUACUGUUCCACUUUCAAGUGCAAAUUCGAAUUCGGCGACGCACCGAUCGUCUNCAACUGGAUACGGUAACGCUCAGCCGGGCGUUUUAAUCUUGCCUAACGACACUAAUCAGUCGUCUCCUAAUCAGACGACAACAGCUUCUACACAAGGAACGGGACACCAACAACAAAGAACGUUGUUUGAUCCNAANAACCCACACAAACCNAUUAUUAUCACCUCACCUGGAAGUAGAGCAGCUGUACAGAGGGACAAUGACAUGCAAGUUACGAGCGUUCCAGUAUUUCAAUCUAAUGUAGGUAUCACGUCAUCGCAUUAUUUCCAAAACACACAAAUGGACGGUAUGCCACCACCAUACAUGAACGAUCAGAUCGGAAACAUGAGACCUUCUUGGUACGAUCCGUAUUCAGCCAGUUUUCACUCUGCGAAGAAUCACUGCCUUCUCUUGGACAUAGAACGUGCCGACUUGGAGCUACAAUGGAUAUUAAGUUCCGGUGGUUUCACNUCGUGUUUGGAACGAGUCUCGUACAUUCGACANUUCCUUCAACAGAGUUUAAAAAUUUUGCUUGAGACCGACAUCAAGUUCUGUCAAGCGGAGAACGUCGAGCAACAUUUUUGGAAGAUAUUGUUUUACAAUUUGAUCGAGAUGCUGCGAAAAGCUAUGCCCAAAGAGAGCUCGGAGGGACGUGAGCAUUACAAGCAGAUAAUGCUAAAUAUCAUCGAUGAGGGCACUACGUAUCUGGAAAGCUUGUUGACUACUCUUGAGACUACGUACGAGUUCAAAUUGGACACUUUUCUCGCGUCGUCAAGUUUACCCAAAGGUCUCGGACUCNUGGGACUAGCCUUAGUUAGCGCGCAGAAGAUAUUUUUGUUCUUGGGAGACUUGGCAAGAUAUAAGGAACAAGCAAACGAAACGAGCAAUUAUGGAAAAUCAAGACAAUGGUAUUUGAAAGCCCAGCAAAUUAAUCCUAAAAAUGGUAGACCGUACAAUCAGCUUGCCUUAUUGGCGCAUUAUGCUAGACGGAAAUUAGACGCCGUGUAUUAUUAUAUGCGAUCUCUCAUGGCGUCCAAUCCUUUCCACUCGGCUAGAGAGAGUUUGAUAGCGCUUUUCGACGAGAAUAGGAAAAAAUAUCUACAUUAUUACGAGUCUAUCGAACGUAAACGGAAGGAGGAAANGGAGUCGAAGGAACGGGCGCGGAUGAAAGAGAAAGAAGGCGCGAACAUCAUCGGCGGCGGAUUAAGAAGAGAAACGUGGAUUCAUCCGGGUGACGGUAGGAGAGUGCGGCGUACAACGAGUGCGGCCACUGCCAACGAGACGAGGUUGUCCCACACUAGCGACUUGGAGGAGUUAUCGCAAUUAACGAGUGUUGAGGUAAACAAGCGAUUCGUCACUUCGUAUCUCCACGUACAUGGAAAACUCAUCACCAAGAUAGGGAUGGAGACCUUCCAAGAAGCUGGUGUUCAAAUGCUGAAGGAAUUCAGAGCUUUGUUGCAGCACUCGCCGCUACCGCUUCCUGGUACUCGUCUACUUCAACUGCUGGCGCUGAACAUGUUCGCGAUCGAGACUACGCAACUGAAAGAUGCACAAAUGGAGCAAGGGUAUAGAUCGGAGGUGCAGGAACGAGCGCUCGUCGUAUCGUUGCAGAUGUUCAGCCUCAUCCUAGAACGCGGUGUAUCUCUGUUGAAAGCUCAACUAGACAGCGGGCAGGAGCCGAGACUGGUGGUCGGCGAGGAUCUGCAAGUGCUCCUGCCGGCCAUUAAGAUCUGGUGCGACUGGAUGCUCUGCCACAGCACCGUUUGGAAUCCCCCGCCGUCUUGCACGGAUUACAGAGUCGGCCCGCCUGGAGACGCAUGGAGCAGAUUGGCGACGAUGGUGAACCUCUUGGAGAAACUUAAUUACAGCAGAACAACUUUGAUUCAGGGCAAGGAUGCCGAGGGUCGCGAAGAAGAAUUAGAACUUGUUAAACUGCCAGAAGAUAUCACGUUGGCGGGUUUUACUCCUCUUAUGCUCAAUCCUCAGGAUCCUUGCUACGUGGAAAAAACGGAGGACAUGGAAGUGGCUCAGGUGUGUCUCAGGAUAAGCAAGAUCCUUUUCUUCGGUCAAGUGUUCUUGUGCGGCUUGGAGACACCGGUACUGAAGCUGCAAAAGAGCGAGACCGGUGUUAACGAAUACGUUUCCGUGGUUGAGGCCUCGAGCACGAGUUCACCGAGUUCGCCGCCGACACAGAUUGCUAGUACGGGUAUUAUCCAAGGAACGGAAUUAAUUCACUUGCAGAGCGAUUCAGAACUUCUGGUAGAGAGUUACAGCGAAGGAGAAGAGGAAUCGGUUCCCACAUUGAGAAGAUUACCCUCGUGCGGUAAUAUGCCCGACGAUAUGACAGCUCCCGUGGCGGCGGUCGAGAUACGGUCGCUGAUUGAAAGAAAAGAAGAACUGGAGAGACGACAACGGAAACAAGAUCGACAUCGACAGCGAGUACAGGCAAUCUUGCAAAAAUCGUCGGUGUCGGUGGAGAUCGAAGUGAGACCAAGACAACUGGUGCCAGACACAAACUGUUUCAUCGAUUAUCUGCAGCAGCUGCAAACAAUCACAAGAGCAACUUCCGGUGCGCAACCGAUCUACACCCUCAUGGUGCCACUUGUGGUUCUAAACGAACUGGAAGGUCUGGCGCGAGGCGCCGAUGCGAGAGAUUGUCCUCCAGCAUCGAGGGCGGCUCUGAAUCCCGAGCAUGUGGCGCGCGUCGCCGAGAGCGCUAAGGCGGCGCUGGCCUUCGCGAGAAGCCGAAAUCCGGCGAUUCGGUGUUUAACCACGAGAGGCACCGUUCUCACAUCCAGCACUUUUACGGUGGAAGAAGACGUCGACAAGGAUGGGCUGACACGAAACGACGACAGGAUAUUGACUACGUGCCUCAGUCUUUGCAGAAGCAACAAGGACCAGGCAAACACAGAGGAAGGACAACCACGGCGAUUGAGACGUGAAGUGGUCCUGCUCACGGAAGACCGAAACCUCAGGGUGAAGGCUCUAGCCAGGGACGUGCCCGUGAGAGAAGUUCCCGACUUCAUGCAAUGGGCCGGACUAGGCUGAGACAACACGACGUGAUCCAUCUUCAUUUGACGAGAAAUCUCCCGUGUUCCUGCCGCUCGAGCUCGGCCAGACUCUUAAACAAGAUCAAGAUCAAAAAACAAAAAGAAGCGGACGAAGAAGCAAGAGAGGAUGAAGGAAAGGAAGAAGAAGAAGAAGAUGAAGAAGAAGAGGAAGAAGAAGAAGAAGAAGAAGAAGAGCUCUCGUCAUCGCGGAUCUUUUUAGGCGGCUGAUCGGCCGUCAACUGUACGCGCACGACGUCGUCAUCGCGUAAGUUCAUCUCCCCGUCAGGUAUAUCCGAGACUGUGUACUCCUACAACACUUUUUUUUUUUCUAAAUUUUUGUAUCCUAUUACGGAAAAAACCACCGCAAAUGCGAUGAACAGAAGAAACGUCUCUAUAAAGAAAACGAUAAGAGAAAAACAAAAGCGCGCGGUCGCGUGUAGAAUUGCGAACAAGCGUAAAUGACGAUGAGAAGGAAAUAGCCGGCAAGCUUGUCGUUUCGCUUGCCGGAAACGUGAGCUAUUUGAAUGCUUCUCGAACACGGGCGUGACGCUUCCUACCUUAGUAGUCCUAACUUGUUCCCUAUAUCUCUCGAACAUGUAGACGCAAAAAAAUCCCGAAGAGAGACUUUUCACGCGGGGACCAUGUAAUAAGUGAUUCGGAAGAUCGCGUUGGAUGCGGUUCACGGCUAUAUUCCAGCGAAGAUUCACCCGAAAUAAAGAAAUAACAAUCGACGUGCGUGUGAGAUUUUGAAGAAAAAAAAGCGAAGAAAAUCGGUAAAAAAAAGCAAUGCUGUUUUGAAGUUAUCAUGUUUGUAGAUUGUUUUUUUUAUCGAUGACAGUCGCCUAUUGCGGCCGAACAAUCUUUUGUAUAGUUUUGCUUGCGAUAUUCACUUUGUUCAUGGGAAACGUUAUAUUAAACUUUUUAUAUUAUACAUAUAUAUAUAUGUGUAUACAGGUGUGUCCAUUCGAGACGACUAACGCGACAAACGAGAUGCGUUCGCGUACGAUGUUUUCAUUCGCAGUUUUGUGAACACGUGUCUAUAUUUUCAUCACAUCCCGCGUGACAAUUCGUCGUGACGUUUUUUCACGAGUUCGACUUUAAACGAAAAAAAAAUCAUCAAAUGUUGUCACCUUUUUAAGCUGCCAUAACGUCCAUCGUGAGCGACGGUUCAUUUCCAACAAAUUACCACACGCCGGGAAGAGAAGAAAAACAAAAUCGAGAUAAUCAGUUCAAUUGUUGAUUAUAUCGUGUCACAAUAAUCGUUACAUUUGGAAACAAUUGUGAGAGACUCUUUCGAAAUCGCGGAUCAAAUGUAACGACUUAAUAUACAGGGUGUUCGAUAAUUACUUCAAAAUCUCUCGUAGGCAGGUAGAAGGAGUAAA
Messenger RNA from Pseudomyrmex gracilis, 6667 nucleotides. Its product is annotated as telomerase-binding protein EST1A-like. Gene Ontology annotation, molecular function: protein binding; telomeric repeat DNA binding; telomerase RNA binding. Gene Ontology annotation, cellular component: telomerase holoenzyme complex. The record is from RefSeq and is a predicted model, not a curated record. Gene Ontology annotation, biological process: nuclear-transcribed mRNA catabolic process, nonsense-mediated decay. Lineage: Eukaryota; Metazoa; Arthropoda; Insecta; Hymenoptera; Formicidae.